This is a messenger RNA of Musa acuminata AAA Group (dessert banana), 5037 nucleotides long. RefSeq names its product receptor-like serine/threonine-protein kinase SD1-8. Gene Ontology annotation, molecular function: ATP binding; protein serine/threonine kinase activity. Gene Ontology annotation, biological process: protein phosphorylation; recognition of pollen. Lineage: Eukaryota; Viridiplantae; Streptophyta; Magnoliopsida; Zingiberales; Musaceae. The transcript has 15 exons. The record is from RefSeq and is a predicted model, not a curated record. The coding region runs from base 93 to 4538 and encodes 1481 amino acids.
CUUCAUUCAGGUCCGAACCCCGUCCCAAACAUAUACAGCAGCGGCGUUGGCUUCCGUCUACAGGCAUAGCCGCUGCAAUCUAGAAAGUAAACAUGACCAGCAGGUUCUUCCUUGUCUACCUACUCAGUAGUACUCUCAUCUCCCCCACCACCGGAGCUGACAUCUUAUCUCCCGACCAGUCACUCACCGAUGACGGCCAAACCCUGAUCUCCACCGGCGGGACCUUCCAGUUGGGUUUCUUCGGCUCCGAUAAACGCUACGUCGGGAUAUGGUACUCUAAAGUCUCAGUCCGAACCGUCGUAUGGGUCGCGAACCGCCGGCAACCGAUCACCGGCACUUCCGCGAGCCUGUCGAUUAAAACCAACGGAACACUCGUCAUCACCGACGAGAACGCCACCGUAGUCUGGUACUCGAGCUCCCGGGCCCUUGCAAACCCGGUGGCGCAGCUCCUCGAUAACGGGAAUUUCGUCGUCAGGGAGUCCGGCAGCAACAGCAAUGAUCCCAACAGCUUUGCAUGGCAGAGCUUCGAUUUCCCGACCGACACGCUCCUGCCGGGCAUGAAGCUUGGGUGGAACCUCACGAGCGGGCUCAACCGCAACCUCACGGCUUGGACCAGCGACAGCGAUCCGGCGCCCAGCGAGUACACCAUGGCCGUGGACGUGCGUGGCUACCCGGAGAUAUUCCUAUGGUCCCGGUCGACCAGAACGUGGCGCACGGGGCCGUGGAACGGGCUCCGGUUCAGCGGCAUCCCAGAAAUGAAGACAUACGACAAGUUAUCCUUCGAUUUCGUGGUCAACCGGGAUGAGGUCUUCUACUCAUUCUAUGUGCAUGACGCUGCCUUCAUCACCAGGUUGAUCGUGAACCAGUCGGGCAUCACGCAGCGGUUGGUUUGGAUCGAGCAGAGCAAGAUCUGGAACGCCUUCUGGUUCGCGCCCAAGGACCAGUGCGACAAGGUGUCGCAGUGCGGCCCCAACGGCGUCUGUGACCCCAACGAGUCGCCGAUAUGCGGCUGUCUCAAUGGCUUUCGGCCCAAAAAUCCCUCUAACUGGGCUCUCAGGGAUGCGUCGGAUGGGUGCCGGCGGAAAACAGAGCUGGACUGCCGGAAUGGGACCGAUGGGUUCGUCAUGGUGAGCGGCGUCAAGUUACCGGACACAUCGAGUUCGGUAGCGAACAUGAGCCUGAGCCUGAGCCUGGAGCAAUGCAGGACUAUGUGCUUGACGAAUUGCUCGUGCACAGCAUAUGCCGCUGCCAAUAUCAGUGUGAGUGGGACGGGGAGCGGCUGCAUCAUGUGGACAACCGAACUCACCGAUCUUAGAGUGUACACCAAUGGUGGACAGGAUCUGUACCUGAGGUUAGCGGCCGCCGAUUUAGGCUCGGAAUCAAACCCAUCUCAUCAGCGUCAUAUAGUCGUGAUCAUUGUGGUCCUUGCUGUGAUGAUCACACUCCUGGCUAGCACUGCGUUUUGUAUUCGGAGGAGGAAGAAAAGGAGAAGCACAGGCAUGUCGGGUAACAUUUCCUUCUCAGAACGAUAUAUUAACGAAGGGAGGGAGGGGAAGGACAUCGACCUGCCCUUGUUUGACUUAGGCACCAUUAUUGAUGCCACCAACAAUUUCUCAGUACAUAGCAAGCUCGGGGAGGGCGGCUUUGGUCCGGUGUACAAGGGUAAUCUGGGAGAGGAACAAGAAAUAGCUGUGAAGAGGCUAUCAAAGACGUCAGUGCAGGGCCUGGAUGAGUUCAAGAAUGAGGUAAUGCUGAUCGCCAAGCUACAACAUCGAAACCUUGUUCGGCUUCUUGGUUGCUGCAUUCAAGACGAAGAAAGAAUGUUGAUCUACGAGUACAUGCCCAAUAGAAGCUUGGACGCCAUCCUAUUUGAUAAAGCAAAAGUGGGAUUGUUGGAUUGGCGAACACGGUACAACAUCAUAGUCGGGAUUGCUCGCGGCCUUCUAUACCUCCAUCAAGAUUCUAGAUUCAGAAUCAUCCACAGGGAUAUGAAAGCUGGUAACAUUCUUCUCGACAAGGAUAUGUGUCCUAAGAUAUCGGACUUUGGCAUGGCAAGGAUCUUUGGAGGAGAUGAAACAGAAGCAAACACGAGGAGAGUUGUUGGAACAUACGGCUACAUGUCUCCCGAGUAUGCCAUGGAUGGAAUCUUCUCAAUGAAGUCUGAUGUAUUUAGUUUCGGGGUAUUGGUGCUCGAAAUCGUAAGCGGCAAAAGGAACAGAGGGGUUUAUCACUCUGCACCUCAACUGAAUCUUUUAGGAUACGCAUGGAGUCUAUGGAAAGAAGGUAGAACCUCGGAACUAGUUGAUGAAUCCAUGGGUGACUCCUUUCCCAUGGCUGAAGCCUUGAGGUGUAUAAAAGUUGGUCUGCUAUGUGUGCAAGACCGGCCUGAACACAGACCAACAAUGGCAUCCGCAGUGUUAAUGUUGGGCAGUGACGGUGCUCUCUUGCCACAACCGACACAACCGGGUUUUGUGGCAACAAAAGGCCCGCUUGAGUCAGAUUCGUCGGCGAGUAAGCAAGACUCGGUAUCUGUAAAUGACAUAUCGAUCACGAUGGUGGAAGGUCGAUAUGGGCUCCGCGCAAAUGCAGGGGCAAAGAAAACAGAUUUUAUAUUUUACGAUCCGGCACCCGGAAACUACACCGCGUCCAUCGACUUGCACGGCUACCCCCAGUUAUUUUUAUUUUCCGGGACGCGCAAGUACUGGCGCGGGGGGUCAUGGAACGGGAUUGUAUUCAGUAGCGUCCCGGAGGCGAUCUACGCCUCCAACAGGUUCAACAUUGUGUUCAUCAUCGACGCCCAGGAGGUGAUGUACACGAACUACUUGCGCAACGCUUCGAUGAUCUCAAGAUUGGUCAUGAAUCAGUCAGGCAAACUGCAGCGGUUUGUGUGGAUAGAGGAGAGAAGGUCAUGGAAUCUAUUCUGGUUCAGGCCCAAGGACCAGUGCGACGGCAUGUCGCCGUGCGGCCCCAACGGCGUCUGCUACCCCAGCGACUGGCCGAUGUGCCACUGUCUCAAGGGCUUUCGGCCCAAGGAUCCUUCGAAUUGGGAUCUGAGGGAUGGGUGGGACGGCUGCGUCAGAAAGACGGCAUUGGACUGCCGCAACGGGACCGAUGGGUUUGUCACGCUCAACGGUGCGAUGAUUCCGGACACAUCGAGUUCGGUGGUGGACUGGAGCCUGAGCCUGGAGCAAUGCAGGGCUCGGUGCUUGAGGAAUUGCUCGUGCACAGCCUUUGCCAGUGCAAACAUCAGCGGGAGCGAGAGUGGCUGCAUCAUGUGGACCACUGAUCUCACCGAUCUUGGGGUGGUUUCCAGUGGCUCAGGACAGGAUCUCUACGUCAGGCUAGCGGCCGCCGAUUUAGGUUCGGAAUCAGGGGAUUCUCGUAGGAGCCGUGUGGUUGUGAUCAGUGUGGUCAUUGCGAUGACAAUUCUAGUUCUAGGAUGUGCUGCCUGCUGCGUCUGGAAAAGGAAGAAGAGGAGAAAAUUUUGCUUGGCAGAAGGCCAUAAUGAAGGAACAGGGCAGGAUUUGGACCUACCAUUAUUUGAUUUAGCAGCAAUUAUCAAUGCCACCGAUGACUUCUCAAUACACAACAAACUCGGCGAAGGUGGAUACGGUCCGGUGUACAAGGGCAAGCUGGGCGGGGAGCAAGAUAUAGCUGUGAAGAGGUUAUCGAAGACAUCGAUGCAGGGACUGGAGGAGUUCAAAAAUGAGGUAAUGCUGACUGCAAAGCUGCAGCACCGAAACCUUGUUCGGCUUCUUGGAUGCUGCAUUCAAGCAGGGGAACGGAUGCUGAUCUACGAGUAUAUGCCCAACCGAAGCUUGGAUGCCUUCCUGUUUGAUAAAUCUGAAGAUAUAUCGCUGGACUGGCAAACACGACGCAACAUUAUAGUGGGGAUUGCUCGAGGCCUUCUUUAUCUCCAUCAAGAUUCUAGGUUUAGAAUCAUUCAUAGGGAUCUCAAAGCUAGUAACAUUCUUCUUGACAAGGAUAUGAACCCCAAAAUAUCAGAUUUUGGCAUGGCAAGGGUUUUCGGAGGGGAUGAAACAGAAGCGAAUACGCGAAGAGUGGUGGGAACAUACGGAUACAUGUCCCCUGAGUACGCUAUGGACGGAAUCUUCUCGGUUAAAUCGGAUGUAUUCAGUUUUGGUGUUUUGCUACUUGAAAUCGUUAGCGGUAAAAAGAACAGGGGGGUGAUUUAUCACUCUGCAAGUCACCUGAAUCUUCUAGGAUAUAUAUGGAGCCUAUGGAAAGAAGGGAAAGGCUCGGAAUUAGUUGAUGGAUCGAUUGGCCAUUCGUGUUCCCUGGCUGAGGUCUUGAGGUGCAUAACGGUGGGGCUUCUGUGUGUUCAAGAACGACCCGAAGACAGGCCGACGAUGUCGUCGGUGGUGAUAAUGUUGAACAGUGACGGUGAGCUACCACAACCUCGACAACCGGGUUUUGUUGUUGCCAGAGCCCCACCCGAAACUGGUUCAUCAACGACCAAUCACGACUCCUCGUCAACCAGAAACAGCUUGUCGGUCACACUGUUGGAAGGUCGAUAGUGAAUUAAACAAGUGUAGCGGUAAGUUUUAUUAUUGGCUUCUGAAGGGUGGUGGAGUACUGAAACAUUUGGAAUGUCCCACCCUCUAACACCGGUCUCGUCCUUCUUUUUAUAUCCCAAGCGCGCAGGCGAGCAUGCACAUUCAUCAGAGAUGGCCGACACAUACGGGGGGGCUUAAUCCUCCUACUACUGGCCCUCAGAACGCCUGCUAACGGAGUCCAGCAACAUGUGGCUUGCCCGGAGUCAUGCUGAGCUUCAGGAAUAGUGGUGUUGUGUACAGAGGCAUCGUUGUCGUAGCAGGCAAGCCUUUUAGUCGAGCGACACGUGUCUAAUAUUCUUUGGCUCUAAAGCCUCAUCUCAUACCUUUUUUUUUUUUUUUUGAACUCUUCUUUUUAGCUUUACACGCUUCUUUAGUCGUUUUUCAUUUUUUGACGCAUAUUUCCCGGUAUGUUCUUGUCAUCGAUCGAUAGCAAAGGUUGCUACUGCUGGUUCAUUUUUCA